Messenger RNA from Knipowitschia caucasica, 1968 nucleotides. The record is from the annotation of a GenBank genome assembly. NCBI's taxonomy places the organism in Eukaryota, Metazoa, Chordata, Actinopteri, Gobiiformes, Gobiidae.
AUGUCCGACAUUCUCAUGAAGGAGAUGGAGAGUCUGUCUAUCGUCCCGUUGAAGCCCGAGGAGAGGUUAGGCGGUGACGGGAGUUUCCUUUUGGUGGACGAACAAGAAAGCCUCCAGGUUCGAGAUGAGUCGGAGUUUCUUGACCGACUGGGCUGUGGAGAUGUGUCGGGAGUCAAAGUACUGUCUAUCUUUGGGAACACUGGAGAUGGCAAAUCCCACACGCUCAACCACAUCUUGUUUGGAGGCAGAAGUGUGUUCCUCACCUCCAAGUCCCCCAGCUCCUGCACUGUGGGUGUGUGGGCCGCCUUUGACCCUGCACUUAGUCUAGUGGCUCUGGACACAGAGGGGCUGCUUGGAGCUGCUGCAAACCAGAACCAACGCAUGAGGCUUCUCCUGAAGGUGCUCGCAGUAUCAGAUAUUGUGGUUUACCGAACUCGGGCCGAGCGUCUUCACAACGACAUGUUCCAGUUCCUGAGCAGCGCAUCUGGGGCUUACCUGAAACACUUCACCCCAGAACUGAGAGCUUUGUCCAGCCGCUGUGGCCUCGAUGUGCCCCUGUCCUGCCUGGGACCAGCCGCCAUAGUGUUUCAGGAGACCACACAUACACAGCUGCUCGGACAUGACUCCAAAGUGCCUGGCCACGCAGACACAAUGCUCCAGAAGCGUUUCCAUGACUUGGGUUUGGGCACCGAGGCCUUCAGCUCCGUGCAGUAUGUGGGCAGUCAGACCAUAGCGCCGCCUACAGACUACAGCAGGUUAUUGGAGGCAGUGACUCAACAAGUGAGAAACACGCACACUCGCUCCCCUCGACAGCCCGCCAUAGUUUUUCGGGCUUUGCAAGCCUUGAGCGAGCGGUUUUGUGGAGAGCUCUCCGAUGAAAAAAUGACCUUGUAUUCGUUCUUUCCUGACGAGUACUUCACCUGUUCUGCUGUCUGCCUCAGCUGCAAUAUUCGGUGUAAAAACGGGAUGAAUCAUUUGAGAGACCGGGUUCCUCACGUGGCAGAUGGAUUGUGUCAGUACGCCCAUCAGUUUAACAACAAGGUCCUGAUCUGUAAGCGAUGUUAUGAAGCGGGUAGAGAGGUAAUAGUUGUGCCAAAAACCUCUGCUUCUGGUGAUAAUCCGUGGUUUGGACUGGCCAAGUACGCCUGGGCAGGUUAUGUGCUGGAGUGUGCGAGCUGUGGCGUGAUCUACCGGAGCAGACAGUACUGGAUGGGAAACCAAGACCCAGAGAGUGGCGUGGUCCGGUCGGAAGUCAAGCAUGUGUGGGAAGGGACUGACUCAUUUCUGACGAACCAUCAGAAUGCUGCUCAGAGAGUGUUGGACGGGAUGAACUUUGUGAUCCAGUCUGUAUCUGAGUACAGCACUGGUCCCACUAAAGCUGUCACCGCAUGGCUCACAGACCAAGUGGCGCCGCCCUACUGGAGACCCAACAAUGACAUCACUAGUUGUCGCGGCUGUCAGAAAGUGUUCGAGGAGCUGGAGAGGAAGCACCACUGCCGCUCGUGUGGGGAAGGCUUCUGUCACCCGUGCUCCAGCCACCGCAUGCCUGUCCCAGAGCGAGGCUGGGGCAGCGGGCCUGUGCGCGUCUGUCAGUCCUGCUACAGACAGGGAGGACCAGCCGACACCAGCAGCCAGGUGUGCAAAGUGGAACCUCGAGGCCUGAUCGCUCGCAGAGUCACAGAAGUGGCUCAGUCCACACUUGACAUGGUUUCUACAGCUGUGGACUAUCCCCUUUGUUUUGUGAAGGAGGUAGCGCGUCCAGACUACUGGGUCCCGGACGCGGACAUCACGCAGUGCCACCAGUGCUCCAAGGCCUUCACCGCGAUCAUGUCCAAGCACCACUGCAGGGCGUGUGGGCAGGGCGUGUGCGGACCCUGCUCCACCCACUUCAAACCCGUGCCGUCUCGAGGCUGGGAUCACCCCGUCAGAGUGUGCGACAGCUGCCACGCCCGACCUGAGGCACUCUGA